AUGCUCAGCAAAGGCCUGAAGCGCAAGCGGGAGGAGGAGGAGGAGGAGAAGGAAGCCUUGGCAGUUGAUGCCUGGUGGCUGGACCCUGGUCACCCAGCAGUAGCACAGGCACCCCCAGCUGUAGCCUCCAGCUCCCUCUUUGACCUCUCGGUGCUCAAGCUCCACCACAGCCUGCGGCAAAGUGAGCCGGACCUUCGGCAUCUGGUGCUGGUUGUGAACACGCUGCGGCGCAUCCAGGCGUCCAUGGUGCCCGCGGCCGCCCUGCCACCUGUGCCCAGCCCACCUGAAGCCCCCGGAGUGGCUGACAGCCUGCUGGCCAGCUCAGACGCCGCUCUCUCAGCCUCCAUGGCCAGCCUCCUGGAGGACCUCAGCCACAUUGAGGGCCUGAGCCAGGCCCCCCAGCCCCUGGCAGAUGAGGGGCCACUAGGCCGCCCCACUGGGGGGGGCCCACCUAGCCUGGGUGGCUUGGAUCUGUUGGGUCCAGCCACUGGCUGUCUGCUGGACGACGGGCUCGAGGGCCUGUUUGAGGACAUCGACACCUCCAUGUAUGACAGUGACCUUUGGGCACCAGCUGCUGAGAGCCUCAAGCCUGGUCCUGUGGAGGGGCCGGGCAAGGAGGUGGCUCCCGAGCUCGAUGAGGCGGAGCUGGACUACCUCAUGGACAUGCUAGUGACCACACAGGCACUGGAACGGCCACCAGGGCCAGGGCGCUGA
Messenger RNA from Orycteropus afer afer, 714 nucleotides. It is a transcript of the gene SERTAD1, whose product is annotated as SERTA domain containing 1. Gene Ontology annotation, molecular function: transcription regulator activity. Bases 1 to 714 code for a protein of 237 amino acids. The transcript has a single exon. Lineage: Eukaryota; Metazoa; Chordata; Mammalia; Tubulidentata; Orycteropodidae. Gene Ontology annotation, cellular component: nucleus. The record is from RefSeq and is a predicted model, not a curated record.